This is a messenger RNA of Polypterus senegalus (gray bichir), 3126 nucleotides long. Its product is annotated as 2-hydroxyacylsphingosine 1-beta-galactosyltransferase-like. The transcript has 7 exons. The coding region runs from base 758 to 2356 and encodes 532 amino acids. Gene Ontology annotation, molecular function: UDP-glycosyltransferase activity. Lineage: Eukaryota; Metazoa; Chordata; Cladistia; Polypteriformes; Polypteridae. The record is from RefSeq and is a predicted model, not a curated record.
UACUUUGCCGCUACGCACUUCACUCGUGGAAAAACAUGCAUAAAAUAGCACUGUACCUGCAGUGCGAUUUGGGAUAGCGAUCACUCUGGAAAGGCGCUAUAUACAAUUGUUCAAGUCUCUUCCUCCAAACACCAAAUUUUGAAGACCACGAAUUCCGUGUCUUCUUUCUGCUUUAAUUAAACUCCUAGUUAGGUAAUUGGCCCGUUUGUGUGCUUAUUCUACUGAAGGAUGCUGGUUACUGGUUGCUAUUUUGAGAAAUAGAACAAAUGAAGGAUUUCUUCUUUCAUUUAAUCUCUUAUAAAUAAGUUAUUUUCUAUUGAAGGUGUACACAAAUAUAAUGCCAAUUAACAAAGAGUGGAAUGAACGAAAGUGGACACCAAAGGCUACUUCGCCGAUUAAUAAGCAGGUUGCCAUGCGCCUCCGUAUAAAUAAGAGAACAAUGUUAACAAGCAAGAUAGGGGAAACUAGUCAUGUCUUUUUUAUGUUGGCAAUGCAAAGUUGUUUCCUCAAAGUGAUUUUUUUCCCCCCAUUUUAUUUUAAGAAAGGAAUACCUUUGGUAAUUUUUUCAGUAGUUUCAAUUCUCUUGGAAACUUGUGAGGACAAGUAUUUGGAGGGGUUCUCAAAUAGGAUGUUGCUUCGGUCUGAGUUGGGAACUGUGGGAAAGUACUCGGCACAGAGACCGCGAUGCGCUUGAACGCGGUGCGCCUUCCAAUUGGACACACGGGAACGGGUGAAGGAACGUUAUCUACUUCAAGACAUGAAAGUUCAAAUCUUGUUUGUUUUGGUCUUCACAAUAAACUUCUGCUCACCUGCCAAAAUAUUGGUGAUUCCUCCUCCACUGUUUGAAAGUCAUCUUCUUAUUUUUGGUCGAAUUGCAGAGACACUAACGACAAGAGAACAUGAAGUUGUCUUCUUACUCCAUGAGGGACGCAAGACCUCGAUCUCCAUGUCAUUCAAGACCCAAAAGUACAAUGGCAUUUUAUCUGGACCUGAAUGGUCUGAUUUCCUUCAGGAGAAGCUCAAACAUAUUUUUGCUGGUCACAUGACCUCUCUAGAACUGUUUACAAUCCUGGAGCGAUACAUUGAAAACUGUGGCAUGAUAGCUGCCAACCAAGACCUUCUUUCUCGACUAAAUGCAGAGUCCUUUGAUCUUCUGGUGUUGGACCCCAAUGAAAUGUGUGGUUAUAUUGUUGCAAAUUUUCUUCAUGUUCCUUACAUGCUCCUUUCUACAGGUCACUGGUUCCCAGCUGAGAUUGGUGCUCCAUCCCCACUGGCAUACGUGCCCGAAUUUAACUCUCAGAACUCGGAUCGUAUGUGUUUAACAGAUCGGAUCUGGAACGUGCUAGUGUAUGUAGUGAGCCGAAUUGCCACCCACUGGUUUAUCUUUCCUGACUAUGAGGCAGUGAUGAGGAAGCAUGAUGUGAACGGCACCUCUCAAAAGAGCAUGAUGGACCUGAUUCGUCAGACAGGGCUCUUUCUUCUUACCUUGGAUCAUUCCUUGGAUUUCUCUCGACCUUCUCUUCCAAAUGUCAAGUUUGUGGGGGGUAUCCUUACUGAGCCUGCAAAACCCCUUCCUGAGGAGCUCCACUCCUGGGUAGAAGCUGCCAAGGAUGGUGUUGUUGUGGUGUCCUUUGGCAUUGGCAUACAGACACUUCCAAAGAAUUUGGCAGAAAUUAUGGCGGCUGCCUUCUCUCGACUCCCACAGAGAGUCAUCUGGAGGUAUUCUGGAGACAUACCUAACAGUCUGGGCAGUAACACCCGCAUCAUGGGCUGGCUGCCUCAGAAUGACCUCCUAGGACAUCCCAAUGUACGAGCAUUUGUAAGCCACUGUGGCUUAAAUGGAGUCUAUGAGGCUAUCUUCCAAGGGGUUCCAGUUGUUGGCAUCCCCUUCUAUGGCGAUCAGUAUGACAUUGUUACACGGGUCCAAGCCAAGGGUAUGGGAGUUAAGGUGGACUGGAGAACACUGACAGCAAACAGCUUCUACCAAGCUAUUCGUACAGUCAUUGAGGAUCCCAGCUAUAAGAAGACAGCGAUGCGUAUGUCACUGAUUCUUCAAGAUCGUCCUCUGCAUCCCUUGAAUGAGACUGUCUACUGGAUUGAAUACCUCCUGAGGCACGGGGAUGCGCCACACUUGCGCCCUGUGGCCUACAGCCUUUAUGACUAUCAAUAUUAUCUCUUUGAUGUCCUGAGUGUCACUGCUCUUUUGACUCUGUUACUUGUCUUCCUCUUGAAGAGAUGUAUAGUUAGGAUCUCUCGGAAGAGACAUCACAAGUACCAGGAAUGCCCAAAUGCCGGAAACGAGCAUUUUGGCCACCAGAAGAAUGGCCAUAUUAUGAUGAACAAGAAGGAAAAAUAGCUUUUACCACCCUCCAUAUGAUGUUGCCGUAUAAUUUAGUGUAACACUUGAACCUUCCAAGGGUGAAGUUUUCUCGGAAAGCUGUCCAGCCAGGCAGCAGUGCUCUUGGAAUUGAGCUAGGCCAACAUCAGAGUAACCUGGGGCUGGAAACUAAUUUUUGUAAGAGCUUCUCCUACUGUUUGGCGUGUUACUGUAUAAGAUCUAAAGAUGUGUUUUCAUGCAAAGACUACCUCAUGUAUUGUUAGACCAGAGACAAAGCACUACUGUGGCACAGAAAGAGCCAGCAAUGUCUUAAUAUUAAACAAUGCUUUUGUUCUUUAUUUUAUUGUUACACUGCAUUUUAUAUACAGCAUCUUAGGUAAAUAAACGUUUAGGUCAAUGACCAAUCUUAUCUAAUGAAAUCGUCAAGCACUGUAGACUGAGCUUGGAAUGACGUGAAGUUUUCUAGUGACUUUGUGCUUCUACAACUUGGAUGGAUGCUGAAGAUAAUAAAUACCCAUCUGAAGGUGAAGAGACCGAAAGAAGAUCACCAAUCCCAGCCUCCACAUUGGUUGCUUGCAGACACCUCCCUAGACAUGCAACUUAGUUUGAGUGUCGCUUCAGCAUUCACUCUCGGUUACUGGUUUAAUUAGCUUUUUUGAUUACUUUAUCUUGAAUUUCCUUUUCAAGUAUGUAUAUGUGAUUGGAUUUAGAGACUUACUUGAUUGUUGGGUCUUAGUCCAUCCUUUUUUGUUUACUCUUCAUGUAUGUAACAUUAAAUGUGUAAAAAC